Epinephelus moara (kelp grouper) is the source of this 4355-nucleotide messenger RNA. RefSeq names its product tyrosine 3-monooxygenase/tryptophan 5-monooxygenase activation protein, beta polypeptide a (gene ywhaba). Gene Ontology annotation, biological process: signal transduction. Gene Ontology annotation, cellular component: cytoplasm. NCBI's taxonomy places the organism in Eukaryota, Metazoa, Chordata, Actinopteri, Perciformes, Serranidae. The transcript has 7 exons. The coding region runs from base 148 to 882 and encodes 244 amino acids. The record is from RefSeq and is a predicted model, not a curated record.
GGUGGGGUUUAGAGGAAGCGGAAGUGUCAGAGCAGGCGGAAGUGGUACUGCCCUGAAUACCCUGAGCAGCGAGCGGAGGACGGCUUGAUAAACUCCCAUCGUUCAGAGAAUAAAAUCGGGAUUCCUAGUACGCUCUAAAUCCUAAAAAUGGAUAAGAACGACCUGGUGCAGAAAGCCAAGCUGGCAGAGCAGGCUGAGCGCUACGACGACAUGGCGAGUGCCAUGAAGGAUGUGACGGAGCAGGGCCUGGAGCUGAGCAACGAGGAGCGCAACCUGCUCUCUGUCGCCUACAAGAAUGUGGUGGGGGCCCGUCGUUCAUCCUGGCGCGUCAUCUCCAGCAUUGAGCAGAAGACGGAUGGGAACGAGAAGAAACAGCAGAUGGCCCGCGAAUACCGUCAGAAGAUCGAGCGUGAGCUCCAAGACAUCUGCCACGACGUGCUGAAUCUGCUCGAAAAAUUCCUCAUUCCCAACGCAUCUCAGGCGGAGAGCAAGGUGUUCUACCUCAAAAUGAAAGGAGACUACUUCAGAUACCUGUCAGAGGUGGCCUCUGGGGACUCAAAGAAGGACACGGUGGAAAACUCUCAGCAGGCCUACCAGCAAGCCUUCGACAUCAGCAAGAAGGACAUGCAGCCAACACACCCCAUCCGGCUGGGCCUGGCCCUCAACUUCUCCGUCUUCUACUACGAAAUCCUCAACUCGCCCGAGCAGGCCUGCUCUCUGGCCAAGCAGGCUUUUGAUGAGGCGAUCGCCGAGCUCGACACCUUGAACGAGGACUCGUACAAAGACAGCACGCUGAUCAUGCAGCUACUAAGGGACAACCUCACUCUGUGGACAUCAGAAAACCAGGGAGAUGAGGGCGAAGCCGGCGAUGGAGAGAACUAGAGCGCACUUCACUGUUAACCCAUCCCAACUCUCUUCCUCCUCCUUUUAUCUCUCUUCCUCUUUCUUCUCUUCUUCCUCUCUUCGUACACAUAAACAGCCCGUUCAUUCCCUCGUCCCACUUUUUCAAGCCCAGCCUCCUGACUUCCCUUCUGUAUAACCAACAGCAUGAAUAGUACCUGACCUUCACAGACAGAUAUUUAAAAAUAUAAUUUAAAAAGAAGGAGGGGGGAAAAAGAGAAAACUACUCCAUCACCCCGCCUACGAUCCCUCCAUCCCUCCUCCCACCCUCCUUAUGAUCAUGGCACUCCAAGGCCGGCCAGCAGACUCAACCUCCUGGUCAGUCUAGUCUUAUAGCAUGCAGGGAGGGUUUUUAUCCAAAACUACAAAAUGAAUCCUUUUUAUUAGAGUCCACAUCCCCCUGUUUUUACCCUCCUGGUUUAUUCUUCCUCUUCUUGUUCUUCCCUCACUCCUCUUCCCUCCUUCCUAACAUUUCAGGAUGUGCUCUCACCCUCCCGACCCUCUAAUGAGAACGCACAUAUAUAGUUGUCCACCCCCUCUCGCUCCAUUGAGUUAAUGCACUUAUAUAGUUGUCCACGACCCCUCCCCCCCUUCCCCUCCUUGCUCUAGUGAGUUAACGCACUCAUGUAGUUGUCCAUCCCUUCUCUUUUGGCUUUUCUUAGUGUACUGGCGAAUGGCUGGUUUUAUUCCACUUUAAACAAAACAUCAAAAAAAUGGUUAUUAAACUGUCCAUUUAUUUUCAACAAACACUGUGAUGCUUAGUUUUUCCUCCACCUCGCCACCAGAUCCUCUGUUUGAUGGCAAAACAACGAUAUUCAGCUGGGAGGGGGUGUGUUUGAGCAGCAGUGCAAUUCUGCUGAGGUUUAUACAGAAGGGUCCUCCUACAAGGCUGUAUUGUGACACUGACAAAUCUAAAAACAAAGUGUUUUACCUGCUGUGUAAUCAAACACUCACUGUUUUUUAUUUUAUUUUAUUUUCUAACUGAGACCCGGAGGUUUAUUCAACACCAUAUUUUCUGUUCGGAGCUAAAAACUGAUUUAAAAAUGAUUAAAACAACAACAAAAAAAAAGAGCAUACAUUCCAUCUUAAUGUUUGAGAGUUUAGACAUUGUCACCACCAUCGGGACCUGCCUGCUCCCUCCAGUCACGGUGCUGUGAGACAUCAGCACUGCUGUCCCUAAAGUUAAAACCUAAACAUGUUCAUUUCCCCUUGCGAUUGCUUUUUUUUUUUUCUUCCUUUUGUGUGUGUGUGUGUGCAUAACAAAUCAAACUUCUUUCCGGUUUUUGAGAACUGUAAAAUUGUAAAACAUUUUUAGAGCUUAACUGUAAAUCUGUCUUUUGGAAAACGGUUUGUCGAUGUUGUUCGUUAACACCUGCUUGCAAUGAAAACCUUGAAGCCGUUACAGUCAGCUGCUGUUUAUGCUUUGGCAUUUUUAACCAGAACAUUGUUUGGUACUGCCCCCCCACCCCCCACCCUACGCCUCCUUAUGCCCCCUAACUGCUUGUACUGACAAGUCUAGAAAAGUCUUUAGUUUCCACUUCGCUGCUGAAUGAUCUGCCAACAGGAAUGCAUGCCAUCAUUUAUCACCAUGUAAAUCUGCCGCGAGCGUCGAGCGGGGAAUUCUACAUUCCGUGGAUCAACACUUAAACUUCCUGUUUUCUCAUUUCCAAAAUAUGAGCGGCAGUUAGGUCAGGUAUUGUUCCUGCCACCUGAUUGUCAUGUCUACGAUGAUCAAGAUUAGAGGGUCAGACUUAAAAACAAAAGUGGAGUUGAGCGUCAGAGUUCAUCUUGACCUUGAAAGCAGGCUCAAAAACUAAACUCAGGUGACGUAAGUGGACCUUUAGAAAGUCAAAAAGUUGCAUCUUUGGCUAAAAUCUGCGAGAAAGGUGAAACCAAACUUGCCCGGUCAGGCAAGUGGGACAGAAAUCUACUCGUUCAAAAUGUAGUUUUCACUUGUCCCAACACAAAUUAUUUUAUCAUUAGUGGUUAUCAAUUGCCAACACAGACUAAAGUUAAUUGUCAUUGAAAAUGUUUUUUCUGCCUUCUCUCAAAGUUGUGGCAAAUUGCGCAAUAUUUAGUUGGAGUUUCACCCACAUCCUCGAACACCAGCCAACUAAAUGCUAGCUGCUGCUUUAGCUCUCAAAUUUUGAUUUUAACUGCCGCCAUUUUCUCUCGAGUGCCCGAUCCACACUGCGCAUGUGCAACUCUCAGCAGCGCGACGGCUCACUCUGUAGCUACUUCCAUCAUCAUCUCUGGGAAAAAGUUUCAUUCUUUUACACCGCUUGCAUGAUCGGGCAGGUGAGUUUGCUAAAUUUACUAGCCUGACGUGGCAUUUUCUUGCCCCGGAUGAUCCCUAUUGUUGAGCCCUGAUAUAUAACAGUUCGAUUCACUACUAUGUGCGAGUCUGAGACCGUUCAGGCUAAACCCAGCUGACUUGUAUAGUUAUUAAAUUUCACAAAAGAACAAAAGGAAGCAGAGAUUUUAAGUGUCACCCAUGGCGCAGUUUGAGUCCACGACAGGUACGUGCAUUGAAGGAGCCAAAUCUCCCGGCAGCCGAUCAGCCAAUCAUCUGUUUGUGGAAACCUGACGUUGGGAUCAUGGUUAAUGUGUUGAGGUUAGUAUGUAAAUAUGCGUACGCGUCGACCUUUAGAUGAUCUGUCUGACUGCAUUUAGAAAAGGGAAAACACUCGAUCAGCAGUAAACGGUACGUUUUUCCUGCAUCUGAUCUUUUACAAUAAGAAAAUUCGACCUGGCAUAAAACAGACGCCCUGUAGUCUCUCUUAUUUAAAUGUCUACGACCUGCCGAUAGAGAUGCUGUACGUGUCAAAAAGCAAAUCCCAAACUUGGAGAAAUAUCAGGGGAUGUCAGCCAACCACAGCGCAGACCUGUGAGUCUGUCAGAGCCCCAUUUUUAUAAACUUAUCCACUCAGUGUCACAAUAACCUUGUCACUAACCAUCAACAUUCCACUCUUUAGGUGUAGAAAAGUCAUGUGUCUCAAUGUUUUUUGUUUAUUUUUCUUUUUUGCUGGGGACAAAUGUUUUCAUGCACUGAAGUUUAAAAAGGUUGAAAAAAAAAAAAAUUCCUCCCUGCCACUCUUUUUCUCGUUAGCUGAACAAAAAGGCAGUUAUUCUACGCUUUAUAAGGAAAAAAAUGAUCCCAUGCAGUAGUGAAUGUGGCACCGAGCCUGUCUGUAUAUCUGGUAUCUCAAAUCAUUUUGUUUUUACUGACCAGUAUUAUGCUUAAAAUAAAAAGGAAAAAAAAAAUAAUAACCCCCCCCAAAAAAAAAAAAAAAAAAAAAAAAAAAAAAGUUUGCUUCUGUGACGGUUUUAUUGCUUAGCGCGCACGUGGUUGUGAAAAUUUAGACUUAGCUUAAGGACACCAAUAAAAAAAAAGAGAAAAUUACAAAAAAAAGUAAAACCCUUCGACACCCCCCCCCCACCCCCCCACCCCACCC